Trichophyton benhamiae CBS 112371 is the source of this 345-nucleotide messenger RNA. RefSeq lists its product as uncharacterized. NCBI's taxonomy places the organism in Eukaryota, Fungi, Ascomycota, Eurotiomycetes, Onygenales, Arthrodermataceae. The record is from RefSeq and is a predicted model, not a curated record. The coding region runs from base 1 to 345 and encodes 114 amino acids. The transcript is spliced from 2 exons.
AUGAUUAUAUUCAGCAAGAAUGACAAGCUCCUCUCUCAGGGCUAUCAUCUCUCCGGAAUAGGCUACACGCCUGGUGCCCGCACCUUGAAGGGGAAACAUAUUCUCAGUCUUCGAGAUCCAGCUUCUGCGUGUAUCGGGUUUACCAAGGAAAAUUCGGAUGCCUUGAAGGUGACCCCGAUGCCACAUCCAUUCACUCCUCGUGAUUCUGAUGAUGAUAAUUCUUCCCUUGAAGGAUAUCCCCUCCAUUCUCGAUGCUGGGAUCUCAUUCAACAUAACAUUGGGCCUGUGACUGGUUUUAAACUGGAUCUACUUGUUGCAGCAUUACGGAAACAGUGGGAUGGAUGA